AUGUCGCAAUCGUCCAGUAUAGUGGGCGUGCACUACAAAGUCGGCAAGAAGAUCGGCGAAGGCUCGUUUGGGAUCAUAUUCGAAGGGAUCAACAUCUUGAACAACCAGCAAGUGGCAAUCAAGUUUGAGCCGCGCAAAUGCGAGGCGCCGCAGCUACGCGACGAGUACAGGUCGUACCGCAUCUUGAACAACACGCGAGGUAUACCGCAGGCCUAUUUUUUUGGCCAGGAGGGCGUGCACUCGAUAUUGAUCAUCGACUUGCUUGGGCCGUCGUUGGAGGACUUGUUUGAUUGGUGCCACCGCAAAUUCAGCGUCAAGACGGUGUUGCAGGUGGCGAAGCAGAUGAUCCAGCGGGUCGAGGCGAUCCACGAACGCAACUUGAUUUACCGUGACAUCAAGCCCGACAAUUUUCUUAUUGGAAGACCCGAUUCGGCAGAAGCCAAUCAGAUAUUUGUGGUUGAUUUCGGCAUGGCGAAGCAGUAUCGCGACCCCAAGACGCAGAACCAUAUCCCCUAUAGAGAGAAAAAGGCGUUGAGUGGAACCGCGAGGUACAUGUCGAUAAACACGCAUUUGGGGAGGGAGCAGCUGAGACGAGACGAUUUGGAGAGCUUGGGGCAUGUCUUUAUGUACUUCCUUCGGGGCUCUUUACCUUGGCAAGGGUUGAAAGCGCCAACAAAUAAGCAGAAAUAUGAGAAAAUCGGCAUGAAGAAGCAGACCACCUCGGUCAAUGAGUUAUGUUACGGGUUACCUAUUCAAUUCGCCCAGUACUUGACCUAUGUGCGAAGUUUAAAGUUUGAUGAAAAGCCCGAUUACAAUUACCUCGUUAGUCUCAUGGAUAAGGCCAUGUUGUCUUUAGGCAUCGAGGAUGACGGCCAUUACGAUUGGAUGGAUUUGAACAAUGGUAAAGGCUGGGACGCAGCUCUCAAUAAAAAGGCCAACUUGCACGGCUAUGGUAACCCUCACCCGCCUAGAAAACCCCAUCAAGUCCAACAACAACAACAACUACAACAGCAGCAGCAGCAGCAAUAUGUACCAUCAUCACAGCACCAACAACACCAACUGCUGCUGCAGCAACCGCUUUUGGGACGCGCGUCGGACAAGAAUAACUCGUUUUCCAAGUACAAGAAGUAUGGCUAUCAAUCCAUUCUGCAACAACCAGACUCACGAACAUCAUCUAAUAAGCAAGCCUAUCCUUAUGUGCCCGAUGCAGGCUACGACAGGGGAAACAACACCGCUAAUGGAUUCAUCCAAAACGGAGGAGGAGGAGGAGGCACUGGAACGGGAGCAGGAGCAGGAGCAGGCGAUGAUUUACAUUCCGAUGCUUCAAGCUUUAACAGAAAAAAGAGCCGGACUUGCUUUUUCUGUUGUUGGUGA
Lodderomyces beijingensis is the source of this 1374-nucleotide messenger RNA. NCBI's taxonomy places the organism in Eukaryota, Fungi, Ascomycota, Pichiomycetes, Serinales, Debaryomycetaceae. The record is from the annotation of a GenBank genome assembly.